CAACGCUCUGCAGCUCGACGCCGUGCGGCGAUGCCCCGACCACAGUCUCUUUGAUGUGCUGAUGAGCCUGUUCAAGCGCUCUGUGAAUGUGGACCAGGACGGCAUUGGGCCCGCACAGGAGGCGCCUGCCAAAAAGCGCAAAGGCAGUGAGGGCGCCGUGGAUUCCGCUCGGGCAGAGUUCAUGAAGCAGCUGCCGCCGGAGAUUCGCAAGGAGAUCGAGAUGGGGGUCCCAGACACGCUUGUGGGGCGCUCUGCAUUUGCCUUCAAGAAGUUGGUCCGCGACAUCAAGAACUCGUUCUUCCAGCUCUUGAACCGACAGAAGCCGCUGCCGCCCAUCAUGGCGGAGUACCUGGACCACCGUGAGGAGAAGCUCGCGCAGAUCGGCCGCGUGCUCUUCCACAAGCUGCCCGAGGUGGCUGCUUGGCUCUACGGCUUCGAGACGGCGGCGCGCCUCUACCACGUGGCCGUUUUUGAGCUGCUGCCACAGAAGGCCAAGGACUGGCACAUGGAGCAGGGCCGCUCCACUGCCUCGGGGGCCUUUGCCCUGUACGCCCACCACGAGAGGUUGCAGAUGGAGAAGAUGGCGGCGGCAGCGGGCAGGGCCUUCAACGACCACCAGCACGACGGCAUCGGGGCCCUCCGCUCCGCGAGCGAGGCCGUGAAGCGAGCCGUGGAUGUCGAGGUGGUCGUGCACGAGCUGGAGGACCCGUGGGCAUACGCGGCGGCGAAGUACCCCAACUUGGAUUGGAGACUCAAGUCGAAGAUGGAGUUCUCCGGGUACCACCAACUGCUCCAGCGCUGCAGGCAGCACGUCAUACUUGGACGGGCGAGGGCAAACACCGUGGACUUUGCGAAGCUGGCGGCGGCGCAGCUGGUCCCGGUCGUACACGUUCCGGUGGAGGGGGGUGAGAAGAGGACCACCUACGAAAGCUUCGAGAAGGGAGGCUUCUGGCUGGUGCGAAACCGGGACGACUUGGGCCAGACCGUGGAAGACCUGAUGUGCAAGAUGUGUUGCCCGGUCUUCGAGACAGUCGAUGAGAACUACGUGCCGCCGCCGCCCCUCAACGAUAAUGCCUUCUUCACCGGUCUGUCCUCGUCCGUUCUGGGGCGUCUGGCAGGCCCGCAGAUGGCGGACCUCGACGGCGACGAGACACGGCACAAAAUCCUCUUUUGCGACGGCAUGCUCUACGAUUUCAAGGAGCGUGUCCUCCGAUCACCGAUCCCCGCCGACCGCAUGGGCUUCCACGCAAAGGCGACCUCAGAGAUGUGGCAGCCGAGCAAGGCGACCAAGCUCUUCAAGCGCAUCCUGGCUUUCUUGAAGGAGCAUGUGGAGACGGGGGUGUGUCUGCUCGAGGCCAGCGAGAAUGGCAAACAGGUCAUCGAGUGCUUCGAGGAAUUGGAGCAGGACGGGUGCGAGAUCCUCCGCCACAUGAAGGUGUACGGGGAUUGGGACUCCGUCCUUUACGAGCUGCGUCUCAUGACCAGGGCCAUCUCCGCGACGCCGCGGUUCUGCGAGAUGUACUACAUCUGGGGAAGCCAGGAUUCCGGGAAGGACACCAAGGUGAAGAUGUUGCACGCCUUCCUCGGUCACGGCAAGGACAACUACGGGGUGCAGCUUCCGGGAAACUAUGUGGUGCAACAGACUCGCUACCUGACCGCGAAGGACGGACCCGCGCCUUACCAUGCAAGGACUCUAGGCAAGCGGCUGGCCUGGGCCAGUGAAGUCCCCGAGCACUACUCGUUGGCGGAUGACUUCAUCAAGCCCUUGUGUGACAUGGAAGGUGCGCCAGUCUGCAGCAGGAAGCUCAACAAGGGUCCCCGGGACUUCAUGCCUACGGCUUUGCUGGUGGCAACAAGCAAUCACCCUCCCCGUGUGACUCGACCGGAUGGGAUGCUGCGGCGGCUUCGAGUCUGCCAGAUAACGGUCAGCUUCACCUUGAAGCCGUCCAUGGCCACCGAGGAGCGAGCCGUGGAUGGCCUCAAGACCCGGAUAAACCGAGGAGAGUUCAACAAGUACAUCUUCUUCCUUGCGGCAAAUCUCGUGGACUCGUUGGAGAUGGAGUACAACCCAGGCACCGAGAUCAAGCCGCAGCCACCGGAGAUGAAGAUGAGCGCCAUGGACCUGGUCCCAUGUGCAGACAAGGACGAGGAGGCCAAACUCGAGGCCUUCAUGACAGAGAUGUGUGAGCUGGUGCCCUAA
Messenger RNA from Effrenium voratum, 2200 nucleotides. The record is from the annotation of a GenBank genome assembly. Lineage: Eukaryota; Dinophyceae; Suessiales; Symbiodiniaceae.